Messenger RNA from Mastomys coucha (southern multimammate mouse), 3513 nucleotides. It is a transcript of the gene Spry1, whose product is annotated as sprouty RTK signaling antagonist 1. NCBI's taxonomy places the organism in Eukaryota, Metazoa, Chordata, Mammalia, Rodentia, Muridae. The transcript has 2 exons. Gene Ontology annotation, biological process: negative regulation of Ras protein signal transduction; animal organ development; negative regulation of MAP kinase activity. The record is from RefSeq and is a predicted model, not a curated record. Gene Ontology annotation, cellular component: membrane; cytosol. Bases 1432 to 2448 code for a protein of 338 amino acids.
GCUCGGAGCGCAGUGCCGCGGGACGCGGGGAGAGGGCGCUGCCUCCUCCCGCCCGCGAGCUAUUUUCAUUCAUAACUUUCCCCCGCCGGACCUGCCGCGGCUCGGUGCCCCUGAGGUCUCUGCGUGGGGCCCAGGCGCCCGGCGGUGCUGCCCACAGUGCUGUCCGCGCGCGCGCUCCGGCUCCGCUUUGGGCGGUUGCGGGGCACCUAGUCCGCCUGAGCGAACUUGCUUGGAAAUGCCCUGUAAAAUGCGAAUUAAAGCCGUGCCUAGGGGUUUCAUAACUCAAGCAAGCCGUUCCCACGUCUUCCUUUCUUGUGGAUGAGGCUUGGCACAUUUAAAGUCUUCGUUAUGGAGUUUUAAAUUAAAAAAAGAAAAAGAAAAAAGAAAUAGAUACGGCCCAGGAGUAACGAUGAGCAGUUUUCCUGUAUGGUUUAGGGCUUCGGCACUACGACACGCUGUUAAUGGACGUGCUUCUCAUGUGCGGAGAAGGUAGUUAGAGAGGCCUCCAAAAAGCUAACACAUAUGUAGUCUGGGGACAUUAGAAGGCAUUUGUGUGUAAAAUAUCUUAGAUACCUAUUGCCCGGAAACAGAAACGAAAGAGUUUGGUCUGUUUUAGGAAGAAUACAUUAUAAAUUGAAAGUUAUUUCCUUUUGAAAUGGAAAUUGUGUUUGUUGUAUCAGUAUAUCAGUGUAUUUAUUUUACUACAAAAAGCGGGUCUAUUCAGGGCUUGUGAAAAUCAAGAUCUGUCGUGCAAAUAAAUGAAAGGAAAUAAAUAUAUUGUAAAAAAGACCAGGGCUCCUCACCCUGCUUUAAAGGGCUGACACUUGUGCAUAAGUUAUCCUUGUUGUAUGGGUGAGCCUUGUUUAACCUUUAAGGAAAGCUAAAUCCACACCGUACAGGUUGUGUAUGUGUGCCAGAGCAUUCUUCAUUCUUUAUAGCUUCCUUUGCUCAUCUGACAGAUCUUUGUGUGAUGAGCUAGCUUUAGACCCUGACUUCUGCUGAAAAUGGCCUUUAGAGAUUCUGAGUGAGCUUGGAAUAGCCAGUGUUUUGGAAAUUGCCUUGAUUAAUUUUCUCAUUAAUCUAAAGCUCGUAACAGCAUAUAAAUGGCCAAGAGGCCACAGCACUAAAGCCAUUCUUAAUCUUUAAAAAGUAGCUGACAUUUUCCUUACGUGAACUGCCAGUGAACUGAUAGUGAACUCUGAGAACAGUUCCAGGGCGCACACUGAAUGCUCCCUUCGAAGGCAUAUUUCAUUUUAAUUAUUUGUUAGGUUUGCAAACAGGAAGACAUGACUUCCUCUGCUUUUUAGAAGCUGGAGAGCAACUUCUAAUUUUUAGGGCACAAGGUCUUUGCUUUCUUCCUGUGAUAUGGUCCUCUGCAAUCUUUUUUGGAGUUGGACUCUGGCCAGGAUUCUGCAUCAUUGAAAUCAGCCGAUGAAGGAGAUCAUUACCAGGAUUUCAGAUGCAUGGCAGAUUUCCGCUGACUGCUGGAACUGGAGAUCACUCCACAUGGAUUCCCCAAGUCAGCAUGGCAGCCACACUUCACUAGUGGUGAUUCAGCCACCGGCUGUGGAAGGCCGGCAGAGGUUAGACUAUGACAGGGACACUCAGCCUGCUACGAUUCUGUCCCUAGACCAGAUCAAGGCCAUCCGAGGCAGCAAUGAAUACACAGAGGGACCUUCAGUAGCGAGAAGACCGGCUCCUCGCACCGCACCAAGACCCGAAAAGCAGGAAAGGACUCAUGAAAUCAUACCAGCCAAUGUGAAUAGCAGCUACGAGCACCGACCUGCCAGCCACCCGGGCAAUGCCAGGGGCUCGGUGCUGAGCAGGUCCACCAGCACCGGAAGCGCAGCCAGCUCAGGGAGCAGCAACAGUGUGUCCUCUGAGCAGGGCCUGUUAGGAAGAUCUCCGCCCACCAGGCCCAUCCCAGGUCAUAGGUCAGAUCGGGUCAUCCGGACCCAGCCCAAGCAGCUGCUUGUGGAAGACUUGAAGGCCUCCCUGAAAGAGGACCCCACCCAGCACAAGUUCAUCUGCGAACAGUGUGGCAAGUGCAAAUGUGGAGAAUGUACAGCCCCCCGGGCUCUGCCCUCCUGUCUGGCCUGUGAUCGGCAAUGCCUCUGCUCCGCGGAGAGCAUGGUGGAAUACGGAACCUGCAUGUGCCUGGUCAAGGGCAUUUUCUACCACUGCUCCAAUGAUGAUGAUGGAGGUUCUUACUCGGAUAACCCAUGCUCCUGUUCACAGUCCCACUGCUGCUCCAGAUACCUGUGCAUGGGAGCCCUGUCCUUGUGCCUGCCCUGCUUGCUCUGCUACCCUCCUGCCAAGGGCUGCCUGAAGCUGUGCAGAGGCUGUUACGACUGGACCCACCGCCCUGGCUGCAGGUGUAGAAACUCCAACACUGUCUAUUGUAAGCUGGAGAGCUGCCCGUCAAGGGCUCAGGGCAAGCCGUCAUGACUUUUGGAGGUGGAUUGGACCUCCGUGGAAUGUCUAGCUUCCAAACUUUGGCUGUUGGUAUUAGAGGCAGAUUUUCUUCUCUAGUCUCCUGUCUUGGAUGGUCCUCAGGAGGAGUGGACUGUGAAACUGCACCCAGCUUUUUCUCAUUCCACCUCAAGGGUUCUGGGAGCUGGGAGCGCCUGUGUGCUGCAUCAGCUUUCCAGCGGCAUCCGUGAAGAUGUACGCAUGCCCAGACUUGGCUGAGAGUUGUUUGGGGUCUGGUACUGUGGGAUCAUGGACUUAGUUUGGUUUAUAAAAAAAGUAACCAUGUACGUGCUUAAGUAAGCUACAUAUUAAUCUGCCUCUGAUGAGAGCUAUCUCGGCGUCCUCUCCUAGCCGGAUGGGAGGAGCUACUCCUUAGAACACAGUUUUUUUCUCUGCAUCUACAGGCUGCCUUCUCCUUACAGCCCCUCCCCCGCCAAGCCUCCCCACCAUGCACUGCGCUGAGGCCAGUGGGUCAUCCCCGCACACCCCUUUGGCAUAGCUCUGUGCAGUGUUGGUCUCCACAUCAGAGAUGAUGUUGGCUAACCCUUUUUUCUCUCCAGUGCCCAGUAUCUGUGAAGGACUUCUCUUUACACCCCCACUUCACUGAAGGCACUUGGUGACUGGAGUUGAAAUUCCUGUCUGAUCUGCCCCGGUGUCUUAGAGCUACAGCUCCCUAAGGUGCAUUUGGCUCCUGGCUGGCCUUUUGACUCUUCAACAGCUGAGUAUUUCCAACCCUUCCUGUUUUUUCAUUGCCUUAACCACAAAUUGUGGUGCUUUUUGUAUAUUUUAUGUAUAAAUCACAAAGUUGAAUCCUGGCUAUUUUUAAGACAAAAGUCUGUUAAACUUUUUUUAUUGUAAAGAAUAUUUAUUAUGCGAAUCUCUAUUAUUUUAUGAUAUUUAUUGCAAAAGACUGUUGAAAUGUACUCAUGUCUGAAUAUAACAUAUCACUACUUCAAGAAAAACAAGGUGACUCAAAAAAAGUACAUAAAGUACAUAUAUGUUAACUACAAUGCAGAAAAUAUAUUAAUUAAUGAAACCGCC